CAAAACAAAGAAGAAACGAAAGCACAUGUGACAUGACAUGACAUGAACAUGAUUAUUUGAUUAGUCAGCUUUCUUUGCCAAAUCUGAAUUCGACGUUUUAAUUACAGACUUCUCUUGUCCAAGUUCCUCAUUCGUGCUCCAGAGUUACUUCAUCAAAUUUCGUAUAUUACUCUGUUAUUGUUGCUCUUUGCUCUACAUACGGAUUCUUAUAGAUUAUAUGAUGGCGGGAGAGGUUCAAGAGCCAUUUAACCUAAGCCUUUUGGCGAAUUCUAUCCACUCGGGAUCAGUAUCAUUUGGAAGAUUCGAGAAAGAAUCUUUAUCAUGGGAGAAGAGAUCAUCCUUCUCUCACAACAGAUAUCUAGAAGAGGCUGAGAAGUUCUCUAAACCAGGCUCUGUUACUCAGAUGAGAGCUCAUUUCGAGGCGCAUUUUAAGAAGAAAGGGAUUCGGUUUCCGAGUUCUGUUGAAGCUCAAACAUGGGGUGAAGUUGUUCAUCAUCAAACUUGUACUGAGAAAGAUGAGAACACAAGUCAAUUUGGUGAUUCUUGUGUGAGUUAUGACGAGACGAUUCUUGUGAAUUCUGAUGAUGAUGUUGAUACUUCUAUUUCUGUUGCUUUGGAGAAAACUGAAAUUGGCCAGAGUGAAGAUGAAAAAGAAACAUCAUCUUCUUCCUCCGCAACUAGAUUGAAGCCUUUGAAAAAUGUCCACAAAUCUGUUCCUUGUUCCGCGACCAAAGCUUCUACAAAGAAGCAUGUUAUCAUAGCAAAGGGAUCUUCUCCAAGUUGUAAUACUAAAACCAGUAUUGACACUAAGAGACAAAAGGAGUUGAAGCCUAAGAGGGUAGUUAAAACCAUAGCAUCUCAAUCUCCAACAACAUCAAAGAAAUCUGAGAUCCUAACAACUCCUUUGGUGGCUACAAGAGAAAAGAGAACAACUACUAAUGGUUUCAGUUUCAGAAGUAACGAACGAGCCGAGAAGAGGAAAGAGGAAAAGGUAAAAGCUGUAGUGCCUAAAGGUCAUAACUUAAAAGCAAGACCAUUGCCUAAAAGCACACAAACUAGACCUCAACACACGUCAACAGGUCAGGCAAAGGCAAAGGCAAAAGCAAGAGAUGAUCACUCAUAUAUAGCUAGUUGUGAUCGGUCAUUGGCAAAUGGAAUGGCCAAGAGUAAGCUCAUUAUUAACAAACAGAAGGCGGAUAUACAGAGGAGUCUAAACGGAAUUCGACCAAAGACAAGCGAUCAGACCGCGAGAAACAAUACACACAGAAGGAGUUUACCGGUUAGGCGUUCUGCGGUUGAGGUUGCUUUGUGAGCUAUUCAAUGUCUCUGCUUUUGUUCUUUAGAUUCAACUUCGGCCGUAAUUAGUAGUACUAUGGCCUCAAUUGGUUCUUUGUGUUUUUGUUUCUAUGCUGUAAUGAGUAGAAUGUUAUAUCAUAGAAACGUAAAAUACAAAUAAACAAUCAGAACCUAUGUAACCUUGUUUUAGAAUCACCAUUUCACCUAUAAAUUUCUAAAAGCUUAUUACUAA
Molecule: messenger RNA, 1528 nt
Organism: Arabidopsis lyrata subsp. lyrata
Lineage: Eukaryota; Viridiplantae; Streptophyta; Magnoliopsida; Brassicales; Brassicaceae
Product: protein WVD2-like 7
Exons: 5
Coding region: 218-1312 (364 amino acids)
Source: RefSeq, a predicted model, not a curated record